This is a messenger RNA of Peronospora belbahrii, 1740 nucleotides long. Lineage: Eukaryota; Oomycota; Peronosporomycetes; Peronosporales; Peronosporaceae. The record is from the annotation of a GenBank genome assembly.
AUGCUGUUACAUCGGAGUUUUGCUACUGCUGGAAAUGAUGUACCUAAGGCCAUCGACGGUGUACGUAUCAACCGCUAUAGCGCUACAGUGACCCAGCCCAAGGCACGAGGUGCUUCGCAAGCAAUGCUGUACGCUACCGGUAUGACCGAGGAAGACAUGGAAAAGCCUCAAGUAGGUAUUGCUUCCAUGUGGUGGGAGGGAAAUCCAUGUAAUAUGCAUUUACUGGAUCUAGCUGGUGAAGUAAAGAAGGGAGUGAAUGCUGCAGGCCUUGUGGGUCUUCGCUUUAAUACUAUUGGUGUGAGCGAUGGUAUUAGUAUGGGUACGGACGGUAUGAGUUACAGUUUGCAGUCUCGUGACUUGAUUGCUGAUUCGAUUGAAACGGUGAUGGGUGGUCAAUGGUACGAUGGCAAUAUUUGUAUCCCUGGUUGCGACAAGAACAUGCCCGGGUGUGUAAUUGCCAUGGCUCGUGUGAACCGCCCAUCGCUGAUGGUGUACGGUGGUACUAUUCGUGCUGGCUGCAGCUCGAAAGGAGAGGCUCUGGACAUUGUGUCGGCUUUCCAGGCAUACGGUGAGUAUAUCGCUGGACGAAUCACGGAGGAGGAACGCCACGACAUCAUCCGCCACGCCUGUCCUGGUGCUGGAGCUUGUGGUGGCAUGUACACAGCUAAUACUAUGGCUACGGCCAUUGAGACGCUGGGUUUGAGUCUGCCAUUUUCGUCCAGCUUCCCUGCUGAUUCGGUUGAGAAGCAAAAUGAGUGCCUUAGCGCUGGUAAGGCGAUGAAAUUGCUGCUUGAGAAGAAUAUCAAGCCGCUUGAUAUUUUGAGUCGUGAGGCAUUUGAAAAUGCGAUUACAAUAACGAUGGCCCUGGGUGGAUCCACUAAUGCCGUACUACACUUGAUCGCAAUUGCGCGUGCUGCGAACCUUCCUCUUGAUAUAAACGACUUUGAAAAGAUUAGUGAGCGUGUGCCAUUUUUGGCUGAUCUUAAGCCCAGCGGUAAGUUUGUGAUGGAGGACAUUCACCGCGUUGGUGGCACCCCCGCAGUUCUUAAGUAUUUGAUGAACCAAGGCUUCAUUAAUGGCAACUGUCUCACUGUAACGGGCAAGACGCUGGGCGAGAAUCUUGCAGAUGUGCCUGAUCUAUCGGACAACCAUGAGAUUAUCCACCCGGUGGACCGCCCCUUGAAGUCUAGUGGCCACCUGCGUAUUUUGCGCGGUGACCUGGCACCGGAGGGUUCGGUGGCUAAGAUUACCGGCAAGGAGGGCCUUGUUUUUACAGGCACAGCGAAGGUGUAUGACUGCGAAGAGGACAUGAUGGUUGGCUUGGAGAAUAAAGAGAUCACGAAAGGCAGCGUCGUUAUCAUUCGAUACGAAGGUCCGAAGGGAGGACCUGGCAUGCCUGAGAUGCUUGCGCCUACUUCUGCGAUCAUGGGUGCUGGUCUGGGCAAGGAUGUUGCCAUGCUUACGGACGGCCGCUUCUCAGGCGGCUCACACGGUUUUAUCAUUGGCCACAUUACCCCUGAGGCCCAGGUUGGUGGCCCGAUUGCGCUCGUGAAGAACGGCGACAAGAUCAUGGUCGACGCUGAGAAGAACCGCAUCGAUUUCAUCGACGUGUCUUCGGACGAGCUGGCGCAGCGCAAGAAGGAGUGGGUUGCUCCUCUGCUCAAGGCCACUCGUGGCACGCUAUACAAAUUCAUUAAGAACGUAAAGUCUGCCUCGGAAGGCUGCGUCACUGACGAGUAA